AUGCUAAAUCAAAUCCUGGAGCCCGAAGCUGCAGAUCGUCUGGGACGGAUACGACUUGUGAAAGAGUCGCGCGCUGCAGAGGUGGAGGAUAGACUGAUUAUGCUUGCUCGGUCUGGUCAGCUGAGACAAAAAGUUACGGAGGAGCAGUUGAAGGAGUUGCUUAAUGCAGUUGCGGAGAAGAAGGAAGAGGAGAAGAUCGUGGUUAGCAGGAGAAAAGGCGGCUGGGACGAUGACGAUGACGAUUUAUUUGAUAUGUGA
This is a messenger RNA of Venustampulla echinocandica, 258 nucleotides long. RefSeq lists its product as uncharacterized. The transcript has a single exon. Lineage: Eukaryota; Fungi; Ascomycota; Leotiomycetes; Helotiales; Pleuroascaceae. Bases 1 to 258 code for a protein of 85 amino acids. Gene Ontology annotation, molecular function: DNA binding. The record is from RefSeq and is a predicted model, not a curated record. Gene Ontology annotation, cellular component: nucleus; cytosol.